Trichoderma asperellum CBS 433.97 is the source of this 342-nucleotide messenger RNA. RefSeq lists its product as uncharacterized. NCBI's taxonomy places the organism in Eukaryota, Fungi, Ascomycota, Sordariomycetes, Hypocreales, Hypocreaceae. The record is from RefSeq and is a predicted model, not a curated record.
AUGUGCGACCGUCCAAAAGGAGUGAGAUGGACGCCACAGCAGGUCUUGAAACAGCUCAUCUCGCAGCUUCUAAAUGCUAGACCAAGCUUGACCGUUUCUGCGCCAGACAUUGUCAACAUCAGGAACUUUGGCAAGGCAGACACUUUUAAUGCUCUUGUCAAACUGCUUCACUCGAUUGUGGCUCUACUAGGAUCCAUCGUUAUUGUUAUCGAUCGCCUCGACAGGUCCGCUCCCGACCCGGAUGCCCAAUUAGCUGAUAUUGCGAAGACGCUUUCCGUGCUGGUCAGGGUGCAUCCAAACCUUAGGAUCAUCGUUACUACAGGCGAAGUAGUGCCGCCAUAA